CCCUGAUCCGAUAUCCACAGGUGCAAUUUGUCAGCAAUCGUCGAAUUUUAAACCGCUUACAUGGAUCAGAUUCGAAGGAAGUCGCCAAUUUAUCCAUAUGUUGUUUUCACAUUGCGUUCUCAUUCCAUUCUCGUCCUAGCGAUUUGUACAUUAUCUAUCUCCUUUAUUUACACGUUAGUCGUGAGGAAAUAUCGACGCCUUUGAAUCCGCUUAUAUACCAGGUACUCACUCUUACACUGAUAAGCCCCAAGAAGCAUGGAGACCAGUUCUCGUCGUAAAGCAUGUGAUACAUGCUGCAAGAAGAAAAUCAAGUGUGACAUGAUGAGGCCGGCAUGCUCAAACUGUGUAUUAUAUAAAGUGCCGUGUAUUACGACUACUAGUCCAAGAAGAGCAGCUCAAAUAUCCCGAAGGGCAUCUCGGGCAACAAGUACCAACGUGGAGGAUAACGAUAGUCUUGAAGCGCGUCUGGCGCGGAUUGAGGCCAAGCUAGACAGAAUUAGUGACCCCAGCGUUAUCACGAAAACAGACCAAGUGUCCAGCAACUCCUCAAGUCAGGGUCAGGCUGUCGAAUCUGUUAUUUUAUCAGUUGAUACCCCUUUGAAAACACCUACUCCGCGUGUUUUAGAGAGCCACGGGGAAUAUUGUUUACCCCCUCUGACAGAGAUAUUACCAGUUAUCGACGACUAUUUCCGUGAUUUCAAUAGUGCCUUACCCCUAUUUCACCAACAACACUUCAUGCAAAUGGUCCUAGAAUUUUAUUCCGAACAGGAUCUCACCAAGAAGUUAAGGGCUGUCUGGGCCGCGAUAAAUGUGGUACUUGCCCUUGGAUACCGCAUUAAGACUGUUGAAGCAGGCGAGAUCAUAGUUCGAUUUGACGAUGUUAAACUUAAGCAUUGCAUCGAUAACGCCCAAAGGGAAUUGGACGAGCUUGUGACACGGGAAGAAGACACACUUGGGAUAGAAGUUAUCUUGGGUCUAGUCAUCCUCUUCCAGACGAACACUGAUCAGAACCCAGCCUCAGUUCUGAUCGGCACCGCUGUUCGGCUAGCUCAUAGGCUCGGGCUUCACAUGAAGUCAACCUUGUCCCAAUUUUCGCCAGAUGUUGCCCAACAUAGAAGCAAUAUAUUCUGGCUCUGCUACUAUUUAGAUAAAGAUAUCUGUUUCCGCUCGAAAAUACCCUCUAUCCAAUGCGACUAUGACAUAGACUUAGACCUGCCAGAGGACAACGGCAACUACCUUCAAAGCAUCGAUGGGAGCUCGCAGCUCAAUUACCUCCGCGCCCGAGUCCAGCUCGCGUACCUCGAAGGCAAGAUUUACGACGACCUGCUGAGCAACCGGUCGUCGAGAAUAUCGCUGGAGGCGCGCCAGGAGCGGGUUACGCAUCUCGACGGACUCCUCAACCGGUGGGUGCAGACGAUACCGGAACCGAUGCAGCUCGAAAAGAUAACCGAGACCGUGGCGAAGGCGCCGCUCUCCCAUUUGAUUCUUCUGUACCACACUUAUUUGAUAUGCUAUACGACGAUCAAUGGCCUCUAUUCCCUUAGCUCGCCUUGGAUGAAAGCGGUCAAUGGCGUUAGUGGUGCCGUCCUCCGCAGUUUCGAGACUCGCGCGGGGUCUUCUUGCGCGAAGCAUCAGCAACCACUGCUGCCUCGAUUCUGGGAUACAUGCGUUCGAGCCAGUCGUGGGUGUCUGAAUAUCUUAAACAAUAAACGCUACAGCGGAUGUAACUUGUGGCUCGGCGGCUGCGCCUACUUUUCCGCCUUCGUCGUCUUACAAGCCAACAUCAUAUACUUUCCUUCGCACGAGCUGGUAGACUACGACCGGGAGCUUAUGAAGACCACGAAGGAAUGCAUCGCGAAGGUAUUAGACCAGUCCGGGUCGGAGUCUUUCAAGACGCUGCAAGUUGUUCUCUCGAGCUUAGAGCAGGCCGCGAAUUAUGCCGCCGAGCAGGCGAAGAGCUUCGACCAAGCUUUUGAGUUUGAUCCUAUACCAUUAUCAUUAUCCGCCACCCGAUCUGAUUUUCAUUACACCUACGCGCCGUCGCAGUUUGAGACGUUUUCCAACGGUGAUGUAAGUCAGAACAACUUGAUUGCUCAUCCCGAGAUGCCGGCUCAGGAGGUCAUGUGGCCGCAAGGUUCGACCUUCGGAAUCGCCAACAACAGCAGCAGCACCUUCGCCGGGAUGGAUUUUAGCGACGAGCUGUCGGUACCGGAAUUUAUGCGGGAACUUCUCUGAGAGAGUACCUCAGGCAUUUGCAUAUUGGAUGACGGUAUGAAGUACUAUGUUAUGCGGCCUAGCUGCAUGUAAUUGGAGACCUUGAUGGGAUACGGGAUGAUAACAGGCAUUAUGGAGCAGAUGAUUGGUCGAAGCUAUACCAAGGAAUGUGUAACAUGGCGGAUAUGAUGUCAUGUAUUCAUGGACAAACAUAGUUCUGGCCAUUGAGGGGAUUCGGAUUACAAUUCCCGAUCGAUAAAGUGUGUAAGGAUGGUAAGGAUGUAAGGA
Messenger RNA from Daldinia caldariorum, 2502 nucleotides. Its product is annotated as fungal-specific transcription factor domain-containing protein. The transcript is spliced from 6 exons. The coding region runs from base 256 to 2235 and encodes 659 amino acids. Lineage: Eukaryota; Fungi; Ascomycota; Sordariomycetes; Xylariales; Hypoxylaceae. Gene Ontology annotation, biological process: DNA-templated transcription; regulation of DNA-templated transcription. The record is from RefSeq and is a predicted model, not a curated record. Gene Ontology annotation, molecular function: zinc ion binding; DNA-binding transcription factor activity, RNA polymerase II-specific; DNA binding.